This is a messenger RNA of Engraulis encrasicolus (European anchovy), 4135 nucleotides long. RefSeq names its product chromosome 17 C10orf90 homolog (gene c17h10orf90). The record is from RefSeq and is a predicted model, not a curated record. Lineage: Eukaryota; Metazoa; Chordata; Actinopteri; Clupeiformes; Engraulidae. The transcript is spliced from 10 exons. The coding region runs from base 200 to 4135 and encodes 1311 amino acids.
UGGAGACAGCUCCACCACUGGCACCCUUCUCUCUCUCUGGCCAAAACUACACAGUUGUAUUACAACACACUUACAGGAAAGGACUGCUUAAGGAUUCGGAUUUUCUUUUUCUUUUAAAGGAUUUUCCCACUCGGUUGUACUUUAAAACACAUUUGGACUGUCAGCUAGCAAAGGAGGUGGUCGGGUGUCCUCCGCCAUUAUGAAGAUGUUGAAACCUGAGACCGUCAAAUACAGAAGCUCCAGCAGCAGACGCCAGACGCCACCCGUCCCUCACCCAGGAGGCAGCAGCCAAGACCUGGACACCGACACCCAGCACCUGGGCGACACCCAUCACCUGGGCGACACCCACCACCUGGGCGACAGCCACCACCUGUUCAGAGCUCCAGACUGGAUAAGGAGGAGAUGGAGGAGAGGGAGGGGGACCGUGGAGGAGCAGCAGAGGACCCACUGGCAGAACUCCGACUCUGGGGACGGAAGGGAGAUCAGUAGGGGAGCGUCUCCACACCACCACCACCAGCAGCAACAGCAGAUGCCCCACAACCGUACCUCACGGCCCGUUAGCUCCCACUGGCAAGACUCCGACUCUGGGGACGGAAGGGAGAGCAGUAGGGGAGUAUCUCCACAACAUCACCUCCAGCAGAUGCCCCACACGCGUAUAUCACAGCUCACCGCUAGCUCCGGCAGGCCUGCUAGCUGUAUCGAGGGUGGUGUCGGGAUGAUGGAGGACAGCAGUAGGGCGGUGUCUCCACAUCACCACCACCAGCAGCUGAAAACCCACACACGUACAUCACGACCCACUGCUAGCUCCCGCAGGCCGGCUAGCUGUAUCGAGGGCGGUGCUGGGAUGAUGGAGGACAGCAGUAGGGCAGUAUCUCCACAACACCACCACCACCAGCACCACCAGCAGCAGCAGCAGCAACAGAUGCCCCACACCCGUACAUCACGACCCACCGCCACUGCUAGCUCCCGCAGGCCUGCGAGCUGCAUCGAGGGUGGUGUCGGGAUGAUGGAGAGCUGGCUGAGGCAGCUGGAGUUGCUGCAGCUGAGGAGAGGCAGCUCAGGAGAUGGUGGAGGUCCGGGUGGUGGUGUUGUGCCGCCGCUGUCGGACCGCACGGUGUCCAUGCCGAUGCUUCCUCCACGCCACCCAGCGGCAGCAGGCUACAGCUAUCGCACAGACUCCCCAUCCUCCCUGGCCAGUGAGGACCUGUUGCUCAGCCUGGCCCCCAGCCUGAGUGCCACCACGCUGGGCAGCGAGGAGCUGCUGUGGCCCCUGGAGAGGGAGAGAGCCGGCAGCAGUGAGAGAGUGUGUAUUAAGGAGACCCCCACUGCGGAGUUCACCCGGAAGAGCUCGCUGGCCGCCGUGAAGAUGGGCUGGCUGCCAGUCCAGAGGCGACUGGUGGUGGUGGACAAUGUUUCUUCUAAUCACGCCAAUCAUCGACCAGUGAGCGAGAGGGCCUCCAACCAGGUGAAGAUGAAGCCUCCCAUCACACCUGUCUUCAGUAAGCACGCAGCAGCUCGGACUAAUGGGUACCGCCACUCGGAUGUAGCAGGGGAGAAGUGUCAUGGCGGCCCGACCGCUAACGCUACUGCUCCUGUUGCCGCUGCUGCUGUGCCAGUCAAGUCGAGUGUGACACGUGGACAGACAGGCGCCAGCUCCAGCUCCAGCUCCACCUCGUCUCCCCUUACACAGAGUGCCAUCAGUGGGAAGCGUGGUCUGCUGGGGAGAGACAUCACCACCACCACCACCAUCGGCCCCCCUCAGCAAAUCACCACCACCAGCCCCCCUCAGCCUUCCUGGAGAGGAGGGGAGCUUCCUGUGUGGGUGACCUCCAACAGGAAAUCCACUUCACCUGCUGCUGCUGCGGCCAACAACUACACAGGGCGUCCCCUCUACUCAGAAUCUCUCUCCUCCCUCUCCGCUGCCCACACCAACCCCAACUCCAACUCCAGUCUCACCCCUGCCCCCGCAGCGCCAAAGACCAAGACGGGCUUUUCCUCCAUCACCAUCACCUCCAGCAGGGUCAUCACCCGCUCCGCCAGCCUGCCCUUGUCCCUGCCCGGCUCAGCUGACAGUUCACGGUGUGCCAGUCCAGCGGACAACAUGAGGAGGAGUCACACCGGGGGUCACACCGGUUACAGCGUGUCUGGAGGAGGACGCAAGGCGGUGGUGGUGAAGAUGGUGGAGAACAGGGUCACCAUGACGACCAAGACCACAGCUCACACCAACAUGGUGGACAGCAGAGUUACCAUGACGACCAGAAGCACUGCUCACACCAAUAUGGCGGCACACAACGGCUCCAAGAACUCUCUCCUCGGAACCACAACAGACCCGAGAGAAGCGUUCGGCGCUGAUCCAGUGGUGCUCAGGAGAAAAGCCACCAUUGUGAAGGUCAUAGAGGAGAGAGACAGCUACAGGAUCUGUCCAGUACCAACGCACCACCAUCCAAGUGAGGCCAGGAGAUCAGAUGCCACGUGGAGAUACAGCUUCACAGAGGGAAUGAGACCCUCUAGUCCCUAUGCUCCCGAACCGCGGACCAUGUUGUCCACAGAGGGAGAGAAGAGCGUUGCCCAACUCCAUCGAUCAACGCUGUCCCUCAAUCUCAGCACCGCGCCCCCACCUCUCCCUGGCCCAACAGGAGACACGCUCAGAGAGAGCAGGUGGACCCUGGGACAGCACAGACCAGCGAGUUUCCACGAGAGCAUGUUGACACCUACACAGCCUGCCUUAGAGUCAUUCACACAGCCCCAGUAUCACAGGACUUCAAGAGCAGGACUCCCCCCCCACUCACAGGCUGCCUUGGAGUCCUCCAACACCACCCAGCCUCCUCACAUGGUCAGAGAAACCAGCUGGACCCUUGGACAGCGCAGACCAGCUAGCUUCCACGAGAGCAUGUUGACACCAACACAGGCUGCCUUAGAGUCCUCCUUAUCCACCCAGCACCAGAAAGUCUUAAGAGCAGGGAGGCUUCCCCAACACACUGCUGCUGAUAUGGACCCAUCCCACAUCAAUUUAAGUAACACAGCAGCAUUGCUACCCCCAUCUCCAAAUAUGGAGCCAUCCCACAUCAAUUUAAGUAACAGAGCAGCACUGGGACAGUACAGACCAGCUACCUUCCACGAAGGCAUGUUGUUGACACACUCACAGCCCCAGUACCAGUGGGCCUCGAGAGCAGGACUUCCCCAAACUGCUGCUAAUAUGGAUUCAACCCAAAUCAAUUUAAGUAACACAGCAGCACUGGUACCCCCAUCUCUGGCGUCAUCUCUACUGUGCGGGGACUCCAACUCCACUACCAGGCGCCCGGAGGCUAGAAACUUGAGGGGGGAGGCGGCGGAGGCGGAGGCGGAGCGGGAGUUGACAGAGGGGAAGUCUUCGCCUGCGGCUGCCUUGGAAACCGCAUCAGCAUCAGCAUCAGCACCACCACCACCACCUGCUCUCAUCAGUACUAGCGGCUCUGCAUCGCUGCCCACUCCUGACUCUGUCCUGGCCCACAACGCCGCCGCCAUCAUCGCCAGCAUCAAACUGCAGAGACAGUUGAGCAAGAAGAGGGACAAGGCAGCCGCCAGGGACAACCACACUCACGAGGACAAGGCAGCCAGGGAGAACCACACACACAAGGACAAGGCAGCCAGAGAGAACCAGGCACACAACGUCACAGCUGCAGACCCUGAGGAGCGGACCCACAGAAGCCCUUUGAGAGACGAGUCAGUGGGAUAUGACCUGAGUCCUGAGACUCCUCCUCAUCAAGUGCGUGACACGACUGGACCAGACACCGUGACAGAUGGACAACAGAGACGUCCUUAUGUAGAUGGUGGACAACAGAGGCGUUCUUAUGUAGAGUUCGUCCCCCUCGUUCCUCAUGCCCCUCAGGAACAUGCAAGUCUAACUGAGUCGCUGCUUCUCCGUCGGCCCGGCUUCAUCAGUCGCUCGGAGGCCCGCGUGAAGGAGGUCCAGAGACGAGCCCAGAACCGGAGGCAGCAGCGCCACCAGAACAAGCACCACCAGCGGCACCAGCAGCACCACCAGGUCCAGCCCAGCAGCAGCACCCCCGCCGGCCAUCACACACGGACAACAAACACCCAGACACACGCUCACAGUGCUAUUGAUCUUCAAGAGAUGUCUGCUGCCCCCUGCUGA